AUGGAAGGAGUGUAUUUGGAUGAGAAUGGGCAGUUGACAGUCGAAUCUGACAUUGUGAACUGGGUGCCAUUUCCCAACAAAUCUUUUGGCGCAGUGAAAUUUGGGAGCAAAAGCAGACAGGGAUCCUCAGGCACAAAAUUCACCAUUGACCAAGAUGCUCUUGAAUGGCCCAGGCUGUUCAACCAGACCCUUCCUUAUGCCAGGUGUACCAAAAGCUGUCGCCCUGGAUAUGCCAAGAAGGUUCAGGAAGGGAAACCCAUUUGCUGCCAUGCAUGUGCUCCAUGUGCAGAAGGGAUGAUCUCCACUCAGGAAGAUGCAGACCACUGCACCAAAUGUCCAGAAGAUCAACACCCUAACAAAGACAGAGAUCAAUGCAUCCCCAAAAUUAUCACCUUCCUGUCCUAUGAUGAAUAUCUGGGGACCCUCUUGGCUUCCACUGCCCUGUUUUUGUCCUUAAUCACAGGCCUUGUUUUAGGAAUAUUCAUUAAAUAUAUUGACACUCCCAUUGUCAAAGCCAACAACAGGGACCUUUCCUACAUCCUCCUUGUCUCCCUCCUCCUUUCCUUUUUGUCCUCCUUUCUGUUUAUAGGCCGGCCAAGGAAAGUGACCUGCCUUCUCAGGCAGACAGCCUUUGGGAUCAUCUUCUCAGUUGCUGUCUCUUCUUUGUUGGCAAAAACUAUUACCGUUGUGCUGGCCUUCCUGGCCACUAAGCCAGGAAACCGGGUGAGGAGAUGGCUGGGAAAGAGUCUGGCUAAUUCCAUUGUCAUUUCCUGUUCCGGUAUCCAAAUUCUCAUCUGUGUCAUCUGGCUGGGUAGCUCUCCUCCAUACACAGCCUCUGACAUGCACUCCCAGGCUGGAGAGAUCAUCCUGCAAUGCAAUGAAGGAUCUGUUGUCAUGUUUUACACAGUCCUUGGCUACAUGGGCUUCUUGGCUGCCAUCUGCUUCACGGUGGCUUUCCUAGCCAGGAAGCUGCCUGGGUCCUUCAAUGAAGCCAAGCUGAUCACCUUCAGCAUGCUGGUCUUCUGCAGUGUUUGGGUGUCCUUUGUGCCCACCUACCUGAGCACCAAGGGGAAGUACAUGGUGGCUGUGCAGAUCUUCUCUAUGUUGGCCUCCAGUGCUGGGCUCCUGGGCUGCAUCUUCCUUCCCAAGUGCUACAUUAUUGUACUCAGGCCUAGUUUGAAUACAAAGGAGCACCUGACUACAAAGACUUAA
Zootoca vivipara (common lizard) is the source of this 1212-nucleotide messenger RNA. Its product is annotated as vomeronasal type-2 receptor 26-like. The record is from RefSeq and is a predicted model, not a curated record. Gene Ontology annotation, cellular component: plasma membrane. Gene Ontology annotation, molecular function: G protein-coupled receptor activity. Gene Ontology annotation, biological process: G protein-coupled receptor signaling pathway. NCBI's taxonomy places the organism in Eukaryota, Metazoa, Chordata, Lepidosauria, Squamata, Lacertidae.